Drosophila nasuta is the source of this 3774-nucleotide messenger RNA. Its product is annotated as dentin sialophosphoprotein-like. The transcript has 11 exons. The record is from RefSeq and is a predicted model, not a curated record. NCBI's taxonomy places the organism in Eukaryota, Metazoa, Arthropoda, Insecta, Diptera, Drosophilidae. Gene Ontology annotation, cellular component: nucleus. Bases 287 to 3703 code for a protein of 1138 amino acids.
UAUAAUACAUAAACAUAACUUUCCUUAAAAUCGAUCCAUAUUUAUUUGUUUUUCUUCUUAAUUGCUGACGAUUUUACACAGAAUAAGAGCGAAUUAAAUUGUUUUAACGGUGUGAGACGCCAGCUGUCGAUAGCACCAUCUGCUACUAUCGAUUGUGGCUCGAAAGCGCUCAACCAUCGGUAGCGUCGAUAAUGUCAUUGAUUGUUUUCCACCUCUAUGUUAAAUUGUGGCGGCAGCGCAAUUGCCAAAGAAAAAGCGGACGUCGUGCUUAAAUGAAAUUCAUGAAAUGUCUAAUAUUUUGAAUUCACAAAGCCUUCUAGAUGCAUUCCAGUCGAUAGACAUUACCGACGAGCUAAAUGAAUGCACAACAAGCUCAACAAAAAGCAUUUUGCGGCAUCAACAGCAACAACAACAACAAGAUGCGAAAAAUGGCAACAACAGCAACGACAUCGACUGCAACAUCGAAGUUGACACUCACGACAAUCUCACGUGCAGAAUGCCCCAAAGAGCGGCAGAUGAUGCGGACAAUGGUGACGAUUCUGACUCGGAUGUUAUUAUCGUUUCGGAUACAUCAGAAACUUCGUCAAUUGUCAGCUACAUUAAUCCAUCGGAUUUGAGCUCAGAUAGCGACGACAACAACGACAUUUGUAAGGCUUCGGCAAUACUCGAAACCGAAAGCGAGAACGAUUCUUACAUUGAUGAUGAUGAGGAGCUAAGUGAUGACAGCAGUAUGGAAAAGUUUGUGAGUGCAUUUAAACUCAAAUUCGAAUCAUUCUUGAGCGGUAACGAGUCAUGUGAUCAAGGCAAAGGAGACAUCGACACUCAAGACAAUCUCACGUGCCGAAUGCCCCAAAGAGCGGCAGAUGAUGGCGACAAUGGUGAUGUCUUCGACUCAGACGUUAUUAUCGUUGCGGAUACAUCAGGCAUUUCCAAGGCUUCGACAAUACCCGAAUCCGAAAGAGAGAACGAUUCUUACAUUGAUGUUGAGAAGCUAAGUGAUGACAGCAUGAUGGAAAAUUUUGAGAGUGCAGCAAUUAAACUCAAAAUUGAAUUAUUCUCCAGCGGUAGCGAGAAGUCCAAGGCAACGGAGUCAGGUGACCAAGGCAAAGGAGACAUUGACAGCAACAUCGAUGUCGACACUAAAGAAAAUCUCACGGGGAGAAUGCCCCAAAGAGCAGCAGCCGAUGCGGAAUCCGUAUCCGUUUCGUAUACAUCGGAAACUUCGUCAAUUGUCAGCUACAUUAAUCCAUCGGAUUUAGACACAGAUAGCGACGACAACAACGACAUUUGCAAGGCUUCGGCAAUACUCGAAACCGAAAGCGAGAACGAUUCUUACAUUGAUGAUGAUGAGGAGCUAAGUGAUGACAGCAGUAUGGAAAAGUUUGUGAGUGCAUUUAAACUCAAAUUCGAAUCAUUCUUGAGCGGUAACGAGUCAUGUGAUCAAGGCAAAGGAGACAUCGACACUCAUGACAAUGAUGGCGACAAUGGUGAUGUCUUCGACUCAGACGUUAUUAUCGUUGCGGAUACAUCAGACAUUUCCAAGGCUUCGAUAAUACCCGAAUCCGAAAGAGAGAACGAUUCUUACGUUGAUGUUGAGAAGCUAAGUGAUGACAGCAUGAUGAAAAAUUUUGAGAGUGCAGCAAUUAAACUCAAAAUCGAAUUAUUCUCUAGCGGUAGCGAGAAGUCCAAGGCAACGGAGUCAGGUGACCAAGGCAAAGGAGACAUUGACAGCAACAUCGAUGUCGACACUCACGAAAAUCUCAUGGGCAGAAUGCCUCAAAGAGCGGCAGGCGAUGCGGAAUCCGUAUCCGUUUCGGAUACAUCGGAAACUUCGUCAAUUGUCAGCUACAUUAAUCCAUCGGAUUUAGACACAGAUAGCGACGACAACAACGACAUUUGCAAGGCUUCGGCAAUACUCGAAACCGAAAGCGAGAACGAUUCUUACAUUGAUGAUGAUGAGGAGCUAAGUGAUGACAGCAGUAUGGAAAAGUUUGUGAGUGCAUUUAAACUCAAAUUCGAAUCAUUCUUGAGCGGUGGCGAGCCAUGUGAUCAAGGCAAAGGAGACAUCGACUGCAACAUCGAAGUCGACACUCAUGACGAUUCUUACAUUGAUGUUGAGAAGCUAAGUGAUGACAGCAUGAUGGAAAAGUUUAUGAGCGCACCAAUUAGUCGCAAAACCGAUUCCUUCUCCAGCGGUAGCGAGAAGAUUAAGGCAAAGGAGCCAUCGCUAGAACUGAGUCUUCUAAAAGAGACGCCGUUGGAUGCACCCAAAGUAAUAAACACGCGCAGUGGACGCGUUUUGCGUCAACGCAUCGAUCACAAGGUCGACAAAGCUCACCUCGAGGUUGAUGAUGAUGACGACGACGAUGAGGAUUAUGUGUUAAAAGUCCGUAAGAAGCCCACACGCAAACGUCGCGUCUCCGCACUGCUGAGUAGCGACUCCAACAGCAGCAGCAUUGCCAGCUUCUCCAUGACGGACAACGCUGAUGCCGCACUCAUCUAUGUGGAUUUGCAGCAGCCGGUAGCCAUUGUCAGCAGCGAGCCAACUGCUGAUGCUACUGCCGUUGAAUGCGAUAGCGAAUUGAAAAUGCGUUUGGACAAGUUUUUGGGUUUACGACCGGCACAGCGGCGUCUCUUCAAUCCCAUGGCCAACUAUGAGUUCGAGGACAAUCACAUGGAUGAGGAUACACCUCCAAGCUCACGCCUCUGGGCAGCACACAAUGCGCACAUUGCUGUCAAAGAACCAAAAGCCCAAGUGGCGGCGGCAACAUCGACGCCGAUAGUAAAAUCCCUGGAUGCGAAGCUAACUAAUGAAAUGAAAAUGCUGAUCCUCGAUGAUAUUGUGCAACGCACGAAUGCCAAUUACUUUGAGAGUCAAACGCCGCAGCACAUUAAGAAACCUAUUGAUCUGAGUGGUCUACCCAGCGAGGAGGUGCGUGCGGUCAAUUGUCAGCAGCACAAGGAGACCACCAAUUUGCUAGAACGUUAUGAGGGUUUCUACAACUUUGUGGAUUCACUACGUCCUGAGACGCCUUUUAACAUGUGUCAUCCACUCGCUGUCUACUAUCGCAAGCGUGACUUUGAAUCGUCGAAAGCAGGGCUGGCCAAGACACUGUUCAAUGUGCUCAAUCACAGCAUCUUCCAUUGCGGUCUGCGCCGCAUAAUUACAUGGAAGAGUUGCAUGAACACACCGAGCGCAAUUGUGCAUUCCAUUGAAGGUGAUGGCCAGCGCACCUCACGCAUCGUUCUUUGGAAGCAUAUGAAGCAGCCGAUCAUGCUGGUGAAGGUGCUGUUACACGAGAUGUGUCAUGCUGCUGCCUUUGUAUACCACGGCGAGACAGGACAUGGCGAUCACUGUCGCAAGUGGGCUUAUCGUGCCAAAUCGGUGAUUCCGGAGCUGCCACAGAUUGAUGAUUGCAAUGCCAAGUUCAAGUACACCUGUCUGCUGUGCCGUCGACGCUCGCAUGGCAUCAUCAAAUUCGAAGAUGAAGAGCAACAGCUGCGUUGCCACUAUUGUCAAUUCGAGGUGAAUGUGGAGAAGUUUAAUGCGGAGGAGGUGCAUGCUUUAUCCUUAACCGAUCGUCUGGUUACGCCCUUCAAGCAGUUUGUGCGUGAGAAUUACUUAAAGUGCGUCGAGAGCACGCACAGCUCGAAGAUGCAGUCGCUGAAUAGGCAGUACAAGGAGCAACUGCAGCAGCACUAGCAAGCCAGCUAAAGCAAAUAUAUAGAAGAUAAUAUAUAAUAUAUAUAUAUAUUCAUAAUAAUAUAUAACAU